AUGGAAGAUAAAAAAGAAAAAAAACCAAUUGAACGAAAAGCACAUUUAAAAGAAAAGAAUUCAUUAAAAACAAUUUGCCCAUUUAAUUCAGAACAUAUUAUUAAAAAAAAGAGAUUAAGGAAACAUAUUCAGGCAUGUCUAGAUAAUCCAGUAAAUAAACCUACAUAUGGAAAGUCAUAUAUUAUUCAUAAUUGUAAUAGAACAAAUGUAGUAGAAAUAAAUACUCCACUUCAAAUAGAAACUUUUUUACCAAUUUUAAGUGAUGAAACUUUUAAAAGUGGAAUUGAUAUAAAAAGAAAAGGAAGUGAAUAUCUUCAUUGUGACUGUAUUCAUUUUUCAAUUUCUAAAUUAAAUAUUGAAGUAUUAAAAUUAUUAAUGAUAAGAGUCAAAAGAUUGUAUGAAUUUAUAUGUAAACAAUAUAGCAGUAUUGUUGCUCCUGUAAUUAAUAAUAUUGAAAUUACUAAUACAACUGAUUGCUUAAUUGAUCAAAAAACUCUUGAAGUUGAAAUUCCUCGUUAUUGGGGAAAGCCUAAUCAAAAAAUGACAGUUCAAUGUUUUUCAAUUAUUAAACAUUUAAUAGAAAAAAGGGUAUUAAAAAAUAAUUCUAAUUAUUCACAACAAAUAAUUGAAACUGGUGCUGGAACUGGUCAAUUAUCUGCAAGUUAUUUAUUACUUCCUCAUGAAAAUAAAAAUUAUGUUUAUCUUGUUGAUAGAAUGAAUGCAUCUCAUAAACGAUUUGAUAGAAUUGGUAAACAUCAUGGUGAUGAAGUUAAACGAAUUGUUGCUGAUCUAUGUGAUUUUGAUCCCACAGAACUUAUUAAGGAAACAAUGAAUAAUCAACCAUUUGAUGGUGUUUCAAUUAUAGGAAAACAUUUGUGUGGGUCUGCUACUGAUAUGGUUCUUAGAAUGGCUGUUAGAUGUAGUAAACAAUUCAAAUUAAACGGAAUAGGUAUUGCUCUUUGUUGUCAUAUGAAGGGAGAUGGCCAUGAUGAUUGUAUGUCUGAUUUCUUUAAAUCUCUUGGUGUUAGUUUACUAGAACUUACUGUUAUUCAUCGUAUGUCUUCGUGGGCAAGUUCAUUAAGAAAUCUUCAAGAAAAACAAGAUGACUGUGUUGAAAUAAAUGAAAUUGAAUCAAUUAAUGUGGAUGAAGAAUUCCAAAAAGAUCAGCGUAUUGUUGGUGAAAUGUGUAGAACCUUAUUAAAUGUUGCUAGAGUAGUAUGGUUAAAAAAUCAAAAUGUUAUGCAAGAGGUUGGUCUUGUAAAGUAUUGUCUUCAAACAAUAACUCCAGAAAAUGUAUUAUUAUGGGGAGUUGGAAAAUAA
Messenger RNA from Entamoeba dispar SAW760, 1320 nucleotides. RefSeq lists its product as uncharacterized. The transcript has a single exon. NCBI's taxonomy places the organism in Eukaryota, Evosea, Mastigamoebida, Endamoebidae. Bases 1 to 1320 code for a protein of 439 amino acids. The record is from RefSeq and is a predicted model, not a curated record. Gene Ontology annotation, biological process: tRNA methylation.